UCUGCGCCGUCGACUUGAGCGGACGCAAAAUCCGCUCCGAAGAACCAACCGGUCUCCGUCUCGCGGCGGCGUUGUGAGUCAAUCGUGUGCCAAGAGCUUGUCAGUCUUGGUUGAUCUUCGAAGCAGACAGGUUCUAUCUGAGCGAGCUCUCCACGCUUUGGAGAAUUUGUAGAAGACUUCAACGAGGGAGCUUUAGUUACAUUGUUUUAUAAGGAGAAAUAAUUCUAGUAAAAAUAAUUGAGAGUGUUAGUCCGAGUGCUUCAGAAAAUGGGGUCCGAGACCCGAAUUCUCGGCGGAGGUCGGCUGACCGUGGUGGUGGUGGUGCUGCUGCUAUCAACGUCUAUUAUCGGAAUACAAUCUAUCAACUCACAGCAUUACUACGAUACUGACCUGGUGUUUGAUGAUUCGUCGACGAUUCCGUCUAAGGCCAGUAAGCCAAACACCGCCACUAACCUUGUAAACGAUGACGAGGAGGCUGUUUGACUUGAGUGCCAGCAAUGAUCAACCAGCAUUCAUCAGUGAUGACGACAUCGAAGCCGCGAAUGAUUAUGAUGAAGACGAAACGCCAGAGGAGGAGGCGUACGAGAAUGAUGAGAUGCGUGCGAUCGCAGCGGCGCCCCAAGAUGAAAGCCAGAACUGGUUAGUGCGAAGUGUGCACAGAAUUAAGCGAAGCAUUGAUAAUCUAUUAAGUGGUAAUGACAAGGCAACGAAAAAGCCUAAGAAAAGAAAGAAUCCCAAAAAAAUGGUGAACGGUAGCAAGAAGGUACGGGAUAGCGAUUUAAUUGCUGGCAAGAAGAUUGGACGAAAGAAUCCGAAAAGCAUCGAAGAAAAGAAAAGUGGAAAGCCGAAAAAUGUGCACCGAAUCCAGACAGGCAAACGGAGGGGACACGAGGAGGCGUUACGUCUGAAACGACAGUACGACGGUCUGGCUGACGAUGAAGACACUUUGUCUGGCUCGGGCGGACCAUUGGAAAUUGAAUCCGAAAAUGCGUAUAAACUCACGUUAACCGUAAUGAAACCCUGGCGUCAAGCCCUAGCCGACAAGGAAAGCACCGAGUUCAAACAGGUGGCCAGAGAAGUAGCGGGAACUCUUCACAAUUUACUCUCCCGUUUGGACGACGAAGCUAACUUUAUCAUCACCGUGCUCAAAUUAGAGCGUAAUCCGGACAGUGUAGGAGAAACAUUCAUCACUUUUGAGAUAAACGUGGACAAGCAUGCAAUCAAUAGGCAAACCAUUGAUAAUGUCCUGCGUACAUCAAUUGAGCAGGGAUAUGGACAAUUUGACAUGAAAGGAUACAGUCUUAUCUCGGAAGGUAUAUUGGACGAAGACUACACCGACACAGAUUAUGCUGAUCCAGGUACCGACAAGUCAAUCGAUACAGAUUUUGAAUCCGAAAAGCCGUUCAUAAGCGAACGAGCUAACACUGUGUCCAGCGUGAAUCUCAAAGACAAUGAUGAUAACAUCAUUGUUGAAACUGAAACGCAACCUGCACUGCCACCAUCAACUCACAAGAACGACCCAACCGAGGACUUGUGCCGUGGGGACGACAAAGUUCGAUGUGGAAAAACCAACGUGUUCAUCUGUGAUAUACAACGAUGCGAUGGCCAACCAGACUGUCCCAAUGGCGAAGAUGAAGAUCCGGCUAGUUGUCCGGAAAAUGUCAGAGAUUGUUCCGACGACGAGUUCAGCUGCGAUCAGGAGAGAUGCAUUCCGAAAUCAAAGCAGUGCGACAGCCAUCAAGACUGCGAUGAUGGCACGGACGAGAUCGACUGUCCGACUGAGGCUCCGCCGGCACGAGAUUGCUUACACGAUGAGUUCUCCUGCCCUGACGGAAGCUGUAUUCCCUCUGAACAGAAGUGUGAUGGCGUACUUGAUUGUGAGCAUGGCGAAGAUGAGGAAAACUGUCCAGCAAAUCCACAUAAAUGUUUGGAAGAUGAAUUCCAGUGCAACGAUGGCCGUUGCAUACCAAAUAACAAUGUAUGUGAUGGAAGCAAACACUGCUCGGAUGGUGAAGAUGAGGAUUGUAUAACAGAAGGAAAGAGCACACAACUAAAGUUUUGUCCACUAGGAAAGUUUACUUGCAACGAUCGCACGUGCAUAUCGAUAAUUGGCCGGUGCGACGGAAAAGUAGACUGUCCUAGGGACCGGGCCGACGAAGAAGAAUGUCCAUGUCCCAGAAAUACCUGGCAGUGUGACUAUGGACAGUGCAUACCCUUGGAGCAAAAGUGCGACGGGAACAUUGAUUGUCCCGACGACAUCUCCGACGAGCGUAACUGUGCCAGCGAACAAUGUGGUCGACAUGAAUUUAGUUGCAUCAGCGACGGAUAUUGUAUAGGGAUUGAAAAGCGAUGCGAUAGACAAAUAGACUGCCUGGACGGUUCUGACGAAAAGGGUUGCGCCCGCUGCAACAAUGGAGAUUUUUUCUGUGAUAAUGGUCACUGCAUCCCAAUGGCUCAGAGAUGUGACCAUUGGAACCAGUGCAGUGAUGGAAGUGACGAAAGAGGUUGCACAAAUUCUUGCAACUCUUAUGAAUUUACCUGUGAUAACGGAGACUGUACCGACAAGCACAAUGAGUGUAAUGGUGUUCGGGACUGCGGAGAUGGUUCUGAUGAACGAAAUUGCCCUUCAAGACGCUGUAAUGACAACGAGUUUGCAUGUAAUGAUGGAUCCUGCACACACCAAAGCAAUCAAUGCAACGGCCGUGACGAUUGUCCUGACGGCAGCGAUGAACAUAAUUGCCACGAUAACUCCCAUUUAAAGUCAUUGGAUCAUCAUAAUCACCACAAUCGUCCUAGCGCCUCUCAUCAUCACAAUCAGCAGACGCACUCGCCGGCGCGCAACGAUCGUUGUGGACCAGAUAGCUUCGAAUGUCACGAUGGGAUUUGUAUAGCGGAUUACAAAAAAUGCAAUGGCAUAGUUGACUGCCACGAUCAGAGUGACGAAUUGCAUUGUCCAUAUGACUUCGAUGUCGAGGACGGAGAGGAGGAGGAAGAAGAUAAUUGCACCGACGAUGAGUUCUUCUGCGAUGGCCGAUGUCUAGACAAGCGACUCCAAUGUGAUGGCAGGAUCGACUGCCAAAGUGGGGAAGAUGAGGAAAAUUGUCCCGAUUCGAAUGAAUGUAACGAUUCAGAGUUCGCAUGUGAUGAAAAAUGUAUUGAUAGAGAUGGUUAUUGUGACGGGUUGUCAGAUUGUGCCGACGGAACAGAUGAAAAUAAUUGUAUAAUUUGCCAGGCUGGAGCGUUUCAUUGUAAAAGUAGAGAGUGCAUUCCCAGUAGUAAACGUUGCGAUGGAACCGUGGAUUGCACCGACAGUAGUGACGAGAUUGAUUGUAACUCAAACUCAUCCAACGGCACUAGUGGCGCUUGCAACAGUGAUCAAUGGCAGUGUGACAAUGGCAUUUGUAUAAAUAGCGAAUUUCGAUGUGACAGUCAGAUCGAUUGCUCAGACCGAUCAGAUGAGGAGAAUUGUCCUCCGGGUCAGCGAUGCACUGUCGAUGAGUUCUCCUGCGACGAUGGCAGCUGCAUCGACAUUGAUCGGCAAUGUGACCGGCGUCAGGAUUGCAACGAUGGAAGUGACGAGCGAAACUGUGAUCAUUACUAUCCCCCAGCAGAGCGCUGCCCACAACACGAGUGUCCUGAUGGUACCUGUAUUGAACAUUCCCAGCGCUGUGAUGGUCACCGAGACUGCCGAGAUGGUUCGGAUGAACACAAUUGUCCAUGUCGGGCGAACGAGUUCACGUGUAACGAUGGCCAAUGCAUACCAAAAUAUCUUGUGUGUAACAGGCAACCAGACUGUCGGGAUCAGUCUGACGAGAGGAACUGUACCUGCUCAAGGGCGGAAUUCCGAUGUAACACCGGUGAGUGCAUUCCGGAGUCCCGGCGGUGUGACCUUCGGGUCGAUUGUGCCGACGGUUCCGACGAACACGGUUGCAAACCACAAUGUAGAGAUCAUGAGUUUACCUGCGGCGAUGGCAAUUGCAUUGACAAGAGACAAAAGUGCGAUAGGCGGUACGAUUGUGCCGAUCGCAGCGAUGAGUUAAACUGCAACAUUGACAGGUGCAAUCGCAAUAUGUUUCGCUGUGAAAAUGGUCCAUGUAUUCCACGAUCCCUAAGAUGCAAUGGAAGAGUUGACUGUCCAUAUGAUACCAGUGACGAACUCGAUUGUAUCGAUUAUGCUACGCCUUCAGAAGACAACUCAAGACUGAAUCUUCGUACCUAUCCAGAUGAACAAAUCAUCAAAGAAAGUCGUGAGGUGGUUUUCCAGUGCCGUGACGAAGGUCCCAUUCGGGCCAAGGUAAAGUGGAGCAGAGCAAAUGGUCUGCCACUGCCGCCUGGAUCGCGUGACAUAAACGGGCGUUUGGAGAUUCCUAACAUUAGGUUUGACCACAAUGGCGACUAUAUCUGUGAAGCAGUAGGAUUCCCAAGUCAACUCCAGGGGCAUAAAAUGGUUCACUUGAUCGUUGAAAGAUACUACCCUGCGGAACGUCCACCAUCAGCGUGCUCGAUCACCCAAGCCACGUGCAUGAACGGUGAUUGCAUUGCCAAGAGCCAGAUUUGCGACGGAAACUUUGACUGCGUCGACGGAUCGGACGAAUCUGGGUGCCGCGAGUCCCAGUGCGAGCCGAACGAGUUCAGAUGUUCCAACAAGAAAUGUAUCUUAAAAACCUGGCGCUGUGACGGAGAAUCGGACUGCGGCGAUGGUUCCGACGAAGAGAACUGUGCUACCCUUCCGCCCGAUGCCGCCUGCCGCUAUGAUGAGUUCCAGUGCCGUAGUGGACAGUGCAUUCCGAAAUCAUUCCAAUGCGAUUCUCAUCCCGAUUGUUUUGACAAAUCCGAUGAAAUUGAUGCAGUGGCGCCAUCGGUCAUUCAACCUCCUCCACCGUCGUUGUCCAUUCAAGCUGGAGGAGUUUUGAAUAUCACUUGUCGCGCAACGGGUAUUCCUGUUCCAUUGAUCGUAUGGCGUCUCAACUGGGGACAUGUCCCUAGCAAGUGUAAUUCCGUAAGUGAUAAUGGCUUUGGCGUAUUGACCUGUAAUGACAUGCAGCUAAUUGACUCUGGAGCAUACUCCUGUGAGAUCAUCAAUUCUAUGGGAACUCACUUCGUUUCACCUGACACGAUUGUAGUUGUUUCUGGAAAUGACACAGUCUGCCGAAAUGGAUAUUUCAAUAGUAAGGCCAGGCAUCCUGAAGAAUGUAUCAACUGCUUCUGCUUUGGUGUAUCCAACCAAUGCAAGAGCGCCGACCUGUACACCUAUGCUCUGAACCCUACUGUGUCCUCACUUACUGUCGUUGGCGUUGAAGGUCCAUGGACGGGACAACGAAGGAUUACCGAAGGCGAGUUCUCCAACCAUGAUCUUACGGUAACCAGACACGGUGUUCAGCUUAGGUUGGCAAACAUUGUGCCUGGACGUCAAGUUCCUUACUAUUCACUGCCGGUUGAGUACAAGGGAAAUCAACUGAAAUCGUAUGGAGGAUCUAUUCGUUACCAGGUUGAAUAUGAUGGAACUGGUAAUCCAAACACCGCCCCUGAUAUAAUUGUGAAGGGCAAUGGCAUCAUUCUGCUGUACAAACACAACGCACCUUUCUACCCGGAUGAACGUAAUGCAGUUUCGGCUACCUUCCUUCCCGGAACAUGGCGCAAGGAUGACAAUUCAUUGGCAAGCCGAGAAGAUAUUAUGAUGGUGUUAGCAGAUGUCGAAAGCAUCUUGAUCAAAAUGCUGUACAUCGAAGGUGUUGAACGUAACAUUGAACUGUUGGACAUUGCAAUGGAUUCAGCAGCCACUCAGAACUUGGGAUUAGGCUCAGCUACACUUGUCGAAGAGUGUAGAUGUCCGCCGGGUUAUCGGGGACUGUCCUGUGAGAGCUGUGAUUUCGGAUACGUUCGCCAAAGCAGUGGCCCAUGGUUGGGUCGUUGUGUACCGAGAGCUCAAGAAUGUCGUCCUGGAUACUACGGUGACCCGAAUCGUGGUAUCCCGUGCCAACCUUGUCCAUGCCCUGUUCCAGGAGACAAAUCGCGAGCUAGAACAUGUUCUCUAGACAACUACAACAAUGUCAUCUGUAACUGUGACCGAGGAUACACUGGGGACCGAUGCCAACAGUGUGCUCCGGGUUACGUAGGAAAUCCUAUGGGAGAUGGCUGCUUCCCCGGACAGGUUACGAAUUGCAAUUCAGAGGGCACUCAACAAGUGCUGCCCGAUGGUAGGUGUAUCUGUAAAACCGGUGUCACCGGAACGUACUGUGAUCGGUGCGCGGCGGAACACUUUUACAUGCACGAAAAGGGAUGUGUCGAGUGCUUCUGCAUGGGAAUUUCGAGAAGUUGUACUAGCACAAGCCUGUAUCGGGACACAGUACAGGCAACAUUCAAUGAUGGGCAGUCCGGAUUUUCGCUGAUUUCCGAUUACGCAAAUCCGGAAAUUAUUGCUACCAACUUGCCAGCCUCUAGCCGCGAAAUUGUUUACCGAAACUUUGGAACAAGUGACGAUACCUUCUAUUGGCGACUCCCUGCAAAAUUUUUAGGAAACAAGCUGACAUCGUAUGGAGGCUUCCUGAACUACACUUUGCGUUACACUCCCCAUUCCUCGGGUGGUGCUUCCAGAAACAAUUCCCCCGAUGUCGUGUUGCACAGUGGUAACAAAAUUAAACUUCACCAUUACCGCACGGAUGGUAGUAUCUCGCCGAUUGGAUCCAGCACAUAUACCGUUCCAAUUGUGGAAGAUUUCUGGCAAAACUAUGAAGAUGGAAACAAAGUUCUACGACCAUACUUGCUGAUGGCACUGGCCAACGUUAGUGACAUCUUCAUUAAGGCCACUUACAACACAGUCUCAAACGAGGCAGCACUGUCUCAUGUUGGUCUUGACAUUGCGUCGGAAAAUGACUUCGGAUCUGGAACCCGGGCAUGGCCAGUGGAGCAAUGCCAAUGCAGUCAAGGUCACAUUGGUCUUUCAUGUGAGGAUUGUGGUCCAGGAUAUUACAAGGGUGACGGAGGACUAUACCUAGGCUUGUGCGAGAAAUGUGAAUGUAACGAGCAUUCAGAUGAGUGUGAUCCCAUUACGGGAGAGUGCCUCAACUGCCGACACAAUACAUAUGGGAGCAACUGUGAACAUUGUAAGCCUCCGUACGUUGGCAACGCUACUGGUGGAACACCCUACGAUUGUACUAUGGACAAACCGGACUCUUCAUUCAACUGCCAACAUUGUGAUCCACGGGGCUCAACUGUGCGGUGCGAAGGACAAUGCGAGUGCAAGCGGCUUGUGGAGGGCUACCGUUGUGAUCAGUGUAGAGAAGGUUCAUUCGACCUGAGUGCCCAAAAUGUCGAUGGAUGCCGUGAGUGCUUCUGUUCCGGCGUCACAAAAUCGUGCAGCAAGUCUCGAUUCUUCCGGGAAGAUCUUCCGCUGUUCAUUAGUGGCGAUGACGGAUUUACACUGACCGACCGCGACGGUCACGUACUAGUUACAGAUAAUUUCGAUGUAGCACCCAACAGAAAUGAAAUCAGCUACAACUUUAGAGACCGCAGCACGUACUACUGGAGUUUACCAGAACGCUUGCUGGGUAACCAGAUACUAUCGUAUGGCGCCAACCUCACAAUCACGCAAUCCACUGUUGGGUCUGAACCUAGCCAAGAUCAGGACAUCAUUUUGAUUGGAAAUGGCUUGAAACUCUUCUGGACUCGUCCUCAUUAUGAAGAUGGUACGUAUUCCGUUCCUCUGUUGGAGAGCUACUGGAAAAACGUAGGCUCACGAGGAGUAUAUCAAGCGAGUAGAAGUGAUCUCAUGACUGUGCUGUCAAAGCUAGACCACAUCUUAGUCCGAGCCACAGUGCGAGAUUACACUACCAGAUCGUCAAUUAGCGACAUUGUGCUGGGAACCGCUGUAAACGUGCGUACAGAUUAUGAACCUGCUGAAGAGGUUGAAGUCUGUCGAUGCCCUCCGGGAUACCGCGGAACCAGCUGUGAGCUUUGCGAUGAUCUUUACUACAAAGAUGUGUUCGAUCGUUCGGCUGGCAUAACGGGCGUGUGUAAGCCAUGUCCAUGUGACAACGCUGAUUCCUGUGAAGCCGACAGCAGAGGUGACGUAAUUUGUAACUGUUUGCCAGGGUUCACUGGUCCGAACUGUGACAAUCCACAAUUCGAUUCUCUCACAAAUCCAUCUGAGCAUAACAUAACAAAUCGAAAGAUAAAUUGCUCCGACUACGCCAUCGUGUUCUACAAUCGGAGUGUUAGCUUCGAUCACUACCAAAUACAUGAUGAUAAAGGAGUAGAGAUUGGAAUCAUAUACAAGAUAAAGCGAUCACACACAGGUUGUUGUUGCAUAUUCCAUUACAAUCUUUCUUUCGCUCCUAAUGUGAAACGUUUGCGUCCACGUCCAUUCAAGUGUUAUCAAAACAAGCGAGGACAUGAAGACCAUGUUACCGAGCGACCACCUCCACCGGUGAUUGAGGUUGUUGUAACUGCUCCGACCAUUCAAAUCGUCGAAGUUGGAAGUAGAAUUCGUCUUGGUUGUACGGCACGCUAUAUUGUUUCGAAGCAUCCGAUCGAUGUCCGUUGGGACCGCAUUGGAGGACGUCUGCCGGAUCGUGCCUACAUCGAGAGUGGAACACUGACUAUAACUAAUGUGCAGAUCUCCGAUAGCGGCAUUUACGUGUGCCAAGCUGGAAGCGGCCCCGACACGGCCAACCAGCGAGUGACAGUGACCGUCGAAGGAGGUUCUUCAUCGCGAAAACCAGAAGUAUCUCUUUCCGAAGAUGUGAUUGAUCGCGAUGAGUUCCGUUCAGCUGAUGUAACGUGUACGGCAACUGGCUUCCCAACACCAAUUGUCACCUGGGAACGCAUGGACAAUCAUCCGUUGUCGUCGAAUGUUAUUAUCGAAUACGGUCUGUUACGGUUCAAUUCGCUUAGGAAAUCUGAUGAAGGCACCUACCGAUGCAGUGCACGUAAUGAUAUCGGCGAAUCGGACAAGAUAUUGCAUGUCUACGUACGAGAAUCUCGACCCUCACCGACCCAUCCAGAUCACGCGUACGAAACUGUUGUAAUCAAUCCUGACAACUACCAGGGAAGAUCGGGAGAACAAAUCACGCUGACAUGUGUGUGCCAGCCUCGUGGACAGGUUCGAUGGGCCAAGACGGGUGAACCAGAUUUGCCUCGCAAUAGCUACAUCCAGAAUGAACUACUAAUUAUUGAACAUGCCACAGCAGAAAACUCUGGCCGGUACACGUGUACGGCAAUCUUCCCAAGUGGUCGUGAGCGAAGUUCCUUCGUUGACGUUGCUGUGUCACCUGCUAGACCAGAUUUCACAAGUCCACGAGUUAAGCCGUUAGAUAACAAGCAUGCGGUCACACAAGGCACGGACUACACCGUCAUUUGCGAGGCUUCUGGCAAUCCCCAACCAACCAUCAAAUGGACUUUGAGUGGUAAGCCAUUUGCUCCUAACGUGCAGCAGAUUGGAAAUACUCUUCGCAUCGUAAAUGCGCAACCCGCCAACGGUGGUGUGUACAUUUGCUUGGCCGAAAACAGUGAAGGCAUGGAUCGUUCAUACACCGUGCUCGACAUUGAUAGACGAGAAUCGCCAGUGCUUGAGUUAUACCCAACGGAGCCUCAGGUCAUUAAGGUAGGUGAAUCAACGCGUUUGUCCUGUCGUGCGACCGCUGGUGUACCAUACCCAAUGUUGAAAUGGGUGCGAAGGGAUCGAAGACCACUGUCAACCCGAGUGACGCAGGAUUAUCCUGGAGUUAUUACGUUACGCGAAGUUACUCUAGACGAUGCCGGAGAAUACGAAUGUAGAGCCGAAAACUCAGCUGGCUCGACUUCGCUUUCAGCAUCGAUCGAUGUUCAGUUGGCACCUAUCAUCACAAUUACGCCACCAGUAGAGGAGCUCAAAAUCAGAGAAGGAGAUGAAUUAAGCAUUCAGUGCACGGCGAGGGGCAAACCAGAACCGAACGUUGUUAUCAAACCACCUCAUCACCAGGAUACUGAUCCGCGUCACCUUUCGAGCUACGAAGGCAGAGGUUCAGCAAACGUUCAUAUUUACCAAGCUGAGGUUAAACAUUCAGGAACGUACGAAUGUAUCGCUACCAGCACUGCCGGAACAGACUCACGAUUCAUCACUAUUCAAGUUGACAAAAAGCGAGGCGAUUUGGGACCUCAUGAUAACGAUCGUGACUAUGAAGAACCUGAUCGUCCGAUUCGUCCGCCACCUCCGUAUGACAACAACCGUCCUCACCAGCCACAACCACAACCGCCUUACUAUGACCGACCACAACAGCACACAUAUAAGGCCAUUCUGGGCGAAAGAUCAGAACUUCUCUGUAACGAAGCUUCUAGAGGGGCUCGUACUGAAUGGAGACGCGCCGACGGUCGUCGUCUGCCGGCGGGAUCUAUUCCUCGUGACGGUCAGCUGAUCAUCGAAAAUACCGGACAUGAUGCAACUGGACUCUACGAUUGUGUAGCACACGAUAUUGCGGCUUCACCUACGACCAUUGUUCAGAUCAUGCUACAGGUCAUUGAGCCACCUAGAAUCAGCUUUAGCCCGACAAUGCCAAUGGUUGUACGGUCGGGAGAAACGGUCACUAUUACCUGUAACGCCACUGGUGAACAACCCAUCCAUAUUCUCUGGCACGGAGAGAAUAUGCAAUACCUUCCCGAUAGAAUUCGAGUCAGCGGACAAUAUCUGCAGUUUACUCAAAUCACACAAGAAGAUGCAGGUCGCUACUAUUGCUCUGCUUCAAAUCGACACGGCAACGUGACGAAAGUUGCCGAGGUUAUCGUAAAUCGCAACGAAAUGAUUCCUGACAUUCCGUCUCACGGCCGCGUACACGAAGUGUACCGAGGAUCUUCAAUUUCCCUGGACUGCAAACUUCCCGACAACCAUUAUUAUCCGGGACUUACGUAUCAUUGGAGUCGCCUUGAUCGUCCACUUCCGUACAACGUCCGCACGGAAGACCGCGUUCUCCAGCUGAACUAUAUCCGUGAUGAAGACGCUGGAAGGUACGAGUGCCGUAUGAACUACCCGAACGGAUCCGUAGCGUAUGAUUUCGUGGACGUAGUGAUCAAGGGAUCCGGAUCCGGCAGUGACAAUACCGAAUGCACCUACACUGACUACGUUUGCAAGGCUCCCAUUUUGAUUUUCUACACCUGUAUACCGGCGUGGAUGAUUUGUGAUGGGAAAUCUGAUUGUGCCGACUCCUCGGACGAACGCAACUGCCGCGUGUUGCGCAAAGGAACUGUGCGCUUCGGACCCACGGAUCAACCCGGACGGGGCCAACGUCAGUCUUUGGAUCCGUUCUACCGAGCAGCAUCUAAAUUUUUCGCUCCUCAAUCUCUGCCGAUAUUGCGACUUGAACCGACCGUGUCUUACCUACGACCGGGUGAGUCCGUGGUAGUAGACUGCAGUUCGUCGGCCGGAUCCCAUGUACCUGUGUCCUGGCAGAGACUUGGAGGUCAACCUUUGCCGUACAACUUCCGGCAAGACGGAAAUCGACUAAUUAUUCAAGAUGUCACCGAGACUGACGGUGGCAAAUAUACCUGCGUGUGCCAUACCGAUGACGGACUGCAGUACAUUUCCGACUUCGAGCUUACCGUUAGCCCCGCCAGACAGCCGGAAACUCAGCGAACGUCCAAGGUAGAAUACGCUGAACGUGGUUCAACGGUGAAGUUGCAGUGCAAUACCGAUAUUCAUCCCACCUCAUUCCACUGGUCACGUGAUCGUGGAACUUUCAACGCAGAUCAGAACAUAACAGUUCCGAUUCUUACGUUGACCGACGUGCAAGCAGCGGACGCCGGAACGUACAUUUGUACGGCCAGGCAUAACGGACAAUCGGUGGACGUAUUGACGAUUCUGGUGGUAAACGGUGCUAUUCCCUUCUUUCCGCAGUCACCAAAAAGCUUUAUGGCGUUUAAUAAAAUCGACAACGCGUACUCCAAGUUUAACUUUGAGAUUUCAUUCAAACCUGAGAAGCUCAACGGAUUGAUCCUGUACAAUGGACAGCGUCGACCAAAUGGAGACUACAUCUCGGUAUCGCUGCGAAACGGAUUCCCGCAGUUCAAAUUUGACUUCAAUGGACAAUUGGUCAGUCUGCAACCGGAGAAACCCAUCCACAUGGGACAAUGGCAUACGAUCAAAGUGAAUCGUGUCAGAAAUAACGGCUUCCUGUUAGUUGACGACCAGGCUCCGGUUGUUUUCCCUGAUAAACUUAAAUUCCAUGGGCUCAAUUUGGAUGACAACUUGUACAUUGGAGGAGUGCCAAACUUUGCAAACAUUCCCGCAUCAGCCGUUGAGGCUAGAGAGGGCUUCGUCGGUUGUAUAAGCCGAUUGGUGAUCAACGGACGUGAAAUUCAACUUCAUCAAGAGGCCAUUACAAAUGAAGGAACAACCUCUUGUGAACCGUGCGCUGACGAUCCUUGCAAGAAUUCUGGUGUUUGCCUGGACACUCAAUCUGAAACGGGAUACUCUUGUGUGUGCCAGGAUGGCUACACCGGAAAGGACUGCAGAAUUGAGGGCCAGAAAUGUAUGCCAGGAACGUGCGGUAUUGGCCGUUGCGAGGAAACAGAAAACGGUGCCGAGUGCUACUGCCCGAUUCACAAGACUGGUCCAAGAUGCCAGUAUACUGAACAUUAUACAGACGACACUUUGGCCUUUAAGGAUGGAAGCUAUGCAGCUUAUGACAAAUUCCAAACUAAACGCAGCGCCAAAUUCCGCUUCAAGGCAGACAACUUGGAAGAUGGCGUUCUUUUGUACGCAGUGGAAAAUGAAAAGACCUACGGCGAUUUCAUUGCCAUUAUUCUGAAAGAUGGAUACGUCGAAUUGCGCUACAGUGUUGCUGGAAAAAUUCCUCCCGUCAUUUUGAAAUCGACUGUUCCAAUCAGGGUCAACCAAUGGCAUGAUGUGUCGGCAGGCCGAAGCCGAGGUGGACUAGCAUAUCUCCAGGUCGAUGAAGAGCCACUCCUGAACGAGCCGAAGAUUGGUCGAGCUACUGCCAUCGCUCUGAAGUCGAACGUCUACGUGGGAGGAUACGACAAGAGUGUCCUGCUGAAUCGCGCUGUUAGUGUGUCUCGUGGAUUUGAAGGAUGUAUAUCCAAUCUUGAGAUCUCCGGAAAUACCUUGAAUAUGAUUGAUGACAUCAAAGACUCCGCCAAUCUGUACAACUGCGGACAUCAGCAAAACUCCAUUGACAAUGGAUCCGAAAAUGAUGAAGAUAACGAAAUCGACCCUUGUAAGCCUGGAUACGGAGGACCAAACUGUGACGUUAUAGUCGAUGUUUGUCUCGCCCAGCGACCAUGUGAAAAUGGAGCCGUAUGCCAUAGCAAACUAAACGAAUUGCAGCAUACUUGUGAAUGUCAGACAGGCUUUUUAGGACGAAAAUGUGAAAAUAUGUAUGCAACGAACAUCGGAUCCCAGUUCCGAGGUGAUGGGUUCUUAGAAAUCGAUCCUAAGGCCAUCGCUGCCUCUGCCGACCAGUAUGAGACAAAACUAGCUAUUAUGUUCAGCACCACCCACUAUAACGGAAUGCUCCUUUGGUACGGUCAACGCAACGGAGAUGUAUUCUCUGGCGAUGAUUACAUAUCUCUGUCUGUCCACGAAGGAUUUCUGGAACUGGGAAUGCGACUGAACGGAGAAGAAUCUACGCUGCGCAAUGAAGACGUCUUUGUUGCCGAUGGAGAACAGCAUGUGGCGGUCAUUACCCGAGAAGCCAACCGAAACAGACUAGAAGUGGAUCACUUUUCAUCCCACGGUGAAACACGACCCACGAGAAAACAAGACAUUCAUCUGCCCGGUAGCAUUUAUAUCGGUGGUGCCCCAGAUCUGAAUCGUUUCACUGGAGAUCGCUUCAACGAAAGCUUCAAUGGCUGUGUAUACGUGAUAGAGAAUCCCGACACUUCUAGGGCGGUCCCGCUGCAAGAUUUUGCUAUCCGGACAGUGAAUGUCGACGUGUGCGAUGAUCCAAAGUGGGUGAUUCCCGCAUUACUUUAUCCCGACUUUCCGGAUGAUGGAGACGAUCUGUUUGGUCCGCUUGAGUUUGAUAAAGUGGAAGAACCGCCUCCCGUUCAUAUAAUUUACCCAAGGCCUUACAACCAGGGCUCUUUGGCAACAUGUGCAAGCAUUUGGUUAAUUGUAAUUACGACAAUUUGCAACAUGCUGCCAUCUCUUGUACGAUUAUGAGAAUAUUUUGCAAACAGAAUAGGAGUAAACUUGUAGUUAUCGUUAUAAAUAUAGAUGAUAUCAAUGUAGAUAGUAUAUUUUAGCAAUAAUCAAGACUUAACAAUUGUAUAUAUGUAUAUCAACGUCCCGGUUUGGUUGCUCGAAUGUAUGGCCUAUAUGUUCAAUAUUUCUCGUCAUCACAUAUCAUAUCUAGAGUGCCUAUAUGGAGAGGCAGAAUGAUACUCUCGGGGAUUUAAUCGAGCAACAAGACCUUGAUUUGAAAUCACAUUUUUGUAACGCUGAUAGGGUAUUUUAACCAACAAUGGACACCCUAGUAGAGCCAACGAUCAUUUUCCACAUGUUAUCACUAUUUUAAACAUUAUUUCAUACCUCAUUGUACAGAACCAUGAAAUCUGAAGACUUUUGAACCAUUUCGACUAUUUUUUCAUCAAUUAAUUACUUUUAUGCAGCAAAACAGCCAUUUGAAAAAAUGCCUAUUUCUAUUUCCUAUAAUGGACCUGGGUCCAUAAUCCGAUUGUGGACCCGGGUCCACUAUAGGAAAACUCUUGUUUUUAUAACAAUUUGUUUAAAUUUUUUUAUGUUUUGGUGCAUGGUUUGGGCCGAAUGAUGGAUAAAAUAAAAAAGAGGGCUUUUAUUCAUUUUUCAUUGUAAACAUAUAUGAUUUGUUAACAAAUAUGUCCACAACAUAAAUUUUAGACCAAAUGGGCAACUAGCAGUUUGCUAAGAAAAAAGGGAAGAUUGAUAUAUUUAUUGCUUUAUUUCUAAUUUAAGAGGAAAAAGUGAAUUAUUCUUGCCCAAUAAAAUUAAGAUAAUUACAGAAUGUAUCAUACUCAAGUGGCAAAUUUCUGCCAGAUUUGGUGAAAUGCACAAUUUCGGGACAAAUUCCCUAUUUUGACAAAGAACUUUGUCCUAAGGGCACUAUCUACGGGUGUCAAUCCAAAAUAUCGCGAAGCGAAAGUGUAACGAUUUGUGUAAUUGUUUAAACGCUUAUAUCUUCCACCCCAUUCAAGCAAUCUGCAUGUUUUAUCCACCAAACGAAAGGGGAAGUCUUAAAUUGCAAGUAGGCUACCUUAAAACUUUGAUGAAGUAUUCAAAAGUUAAAAUGAAAAUAAAAAAUGAGUCCAGGACAAAUCCCGGCUGCUGAUUGGCUGAAAGCGCUUAGCAAAUUUUGCCUUGUCUCCUGCUUUCGUGGAACUGUCACGCGAGAAUGUUACACCAUGGUUGCCACAUUUCGUGCGAACUAUAUAAUCUAGCACACAGACGGAUUCACGGUGGCAAUUUUUGCUCACACACACACACGCACACAUUGAAAGUCACAGUUUGUGCACCAACUUGGGAGGAAUUCUGUUCUAAUGAAGAUUGUUAGGAUGGUCACCGGAAAUCCAGAAUGAUUUGGGGAAAUGGGGUUGGGAUCAAAUUGGUAUGAUAUCGGCCACAGCCUGGAGUGGUGGACAUGGCAGUUGGGUUUCCUCUGAAGUCAAUUUGGUUGGUUCUACGAUGUUGAAUAGUGGAUCCGUUCACAACACCCCUUCAAAUUCAUUCAUUCCACGUGCGGUCAUCAAUGCUUGUUUAAAUAAUGAAAAAUUGAAUAUUUCCCACAUCAAUGUUCAAAGCCUUUGUGCUCGACAGUUCACUAAAUUCAAUGAACUUAAAAUGUCAUUUAUUGACAAUAAAAUUGGUAUCAUUUGUAUGACAGAAACUUGGUUAAGUGAUAAAAUUACUGAUUCGAUGAUUGAACUCGAUAAUUUCCAACUGGUUAGAAAUGACCGAAAUCGACAAGAGGGGAAGGUAAAUCCACCAACUUCUGAUUGUUCUGGUUUUCUGGCAUCCAACGUUGAGGAGUUUAACAUAAAAUAUGAUUCAACCUUUUUUAUCGGUGAUUUCAAUACUAAUUUGAUGAAAGAUUCGAAUAAAUCACAAAGUUUUCGUGAUGUUCUGGAAAGAAAGUCAUAUGUUUGUAUAAACGAUGAGCCAACAUUCUUUCAUAAUACUGGUUGUUUUCAGCUCGAUCUUUUUUUAACUGACUCUCCGCAACUUAUUAUAAAAAAAUAAUUAAAUUUCUAUGCCAGGUGUGUCAAGUCAUGAUAUGACAAUUGCCUCAUUAGAUAUUGAUUUCAAUUCUGAAAAAAUAUAUAUUAUAGAGAUUACAAUAACUUUAAUGCGGCAGCUUUGCGUGAU
Molecule: messenger RNA, 16327 nt
Organism: Culex quinquefasciatus (southern house mosquito)
Lineage: Eukaryota; Metazoa; Arthropoda; Insecta; Diptera; Culicidae
Gene: trol
Product: basement membrane-specific heparan sulfate proteoglycan core protein
Cellular component (GO): plasma membrane
Molecular function (GO): protein binding; calcium ion binding
Source: RefSeq, a predicted model, not a curated record